AUGAUGCCUGUGAGCUACCUGUAUAUUUACUCCGUCUGGGUGUACAUCUUCCCUCUCUUCUACAUCAUCUACAGCUACACCUUCAUCGUCAAGGCUGUUGCUGCUCACGAGAAGGGAAUGCGCGAACAGGCCAAGAAGAUGGAGGUCAAGUCCUUGAGGAGUGAGGAAGCACAGAAGACCUCUGCUGAGUGCCGUCUGUGCAAGGUUGCUCUCAUGACCGUCACCCUGUGGUUCAUGGCCUGGACCCCUACUUCAUCAUCAACUGGGGAGGCAUGUUCAACAAGCCCAUGGUUACUCCUAUUUUCUCCAUCUGGGGCUCCGUCUUCGCCAAGGCCAACGCGUCUACAACCCCAUCGUGUACGCCACAGCCACCCCAAGUACCGUGCUGCCCUUGAGAAGAAGCUGCCUUGCCUUGCUUGCGCUACAGAGGGCCGAGAUGGUGUAGUUUUAAUGCCGAAUCUUUGUUUACGAACCCGUUUGUACACUCAGAUCGAUGGAGUUGCAAUGGGUUCUCCUAUUGGCCCUAGUUAA
Molecule: messenger RNA, 531 nt
Organism: Penaeus monodon (black tiger shrimp)
Lineage: Eukaryota; Metazoa; Arthropoda; Malacostraca; Decapoda; Penaeidae
Product: rhodopsin-like
Exons: 3
Coding region: 1-531 (176 amino acids)
Biological process (GO): G protein-coupled receptor signaling pathway
Cellular component (GO): membrane
Molecular function (GO): G protein-coupled receptor activity
Source: RefSeq, a predicted model, not a curated record